AUGAGCCGUGUACUGUGUCGUAGUAUUGUAACUCUGCGUUUAAGAAUGCCAAUGGCGAGAAACGCUUCAUCUUACCUUAUAGAUGACCCCAAAUAUUCCUUUUUGAAGGAUUUGGGUUUAGACAAGAAAAAUGUUGGAGUAUUUAAUGGAAGAUGGGAGGCGAAUGGUGAGAUAAUCCAAUCCUACAGUCCGGCAAAUGGAAAAAUAAUCGCUGAAGUGAAAGCGGCUAGCCUGGCCGACUAUGAAACUUGUGCUAAAGCUGCUCAAGAUGCGUGGCACUCUUGGGCGGAAAUGCCAGCACCCGCAAGGGGAGAGAUAGUUAGACAAAUUGGGGAUGCACUCAGGGAAAAAUUGCAACCACUUGGGCAAUUGGUUUCCUUAGAAAUGGGAAAAAUUUUACCUGAGGCUAUCGGUGAAGUUGUUGAAUACAUACACGUUUGCGACUUAGCUCUUGGAUUAUCUCGCACAUUACCGGGAACUAUCUUCCCAUCGGAGCGACCUGGCCACGUGCUCAUUGAAAAAUGGAACCCUUUGGGGCUUAUUGGCAUUAUUACGGCAUUCAAUUUUCCAGUAGCUGUUUUCGGUUGGAAUAGUGCUAUUGCCAUGGUUUGCGGCGAUGUAAGCGUAUGGAAACCAUCAGACACCACGCCUCUCACGGCGGUGGCUGUCACUAAGAUAGUAGAAAGUGUGCUCGUCAAGAACAAUAUCCCAGGAGCGGUAGCAGCGCUUUGUGUGGGCGGUAAAGACAUCGGACAGACGCUCGUUAAGGACCACAGGAUGAAACUUGUGUCGUUUACUGGAAGCACGGCCGUGGGACAGGAGGUGGGAGUGGAAGUCCAAAGGCGUUUCGGACGUCACUUGCUGGAGUUGGGCGGUAACAACGCGAUCAUCGUGAACUCGGACGCGAACGUCGAUCUGUUAUUGAACGCAGCUCUCUUCGCGUGCGCCGGGACUGCGGGCCAGCGCUGCACUACAACACGCAGACUACUCAUACACGAGAAACUGUUCGAUGAAGUGGUAUCAAAAUUAAAAAAGGCAUACGCGAGUGUUCUACCCAAGAUCGGUGAUCCACUUCUUAGCGAGACCUUGAUUGGACCGCUCCACACACCGGCCGCUGUCGACGUCUACAAGAAGACCGUCGCUGAGGCCGUCAAGUUGGGGGGAACGAUCGAGUUCGGAGGAAAAGUAAUAGAACGCGAAGGUUUUUUCGUGGAGCCGACAAUAAUUACAGGGUUGCCACAUGAUAGCCCUCUUGUGAUGUCCGAAUGUUUCGCGCCGAUCGUCUACUGCAUUAAAAUUCCCGAUUUGGAUACCGGCAUCCAGUACAACAAUGAAGUCGAACAAGGCCUGUCUUCCAGUCUCUUUACCGAGAAUUUAGCUGAUGUGUUUAAGUGGAUAGGGCCACACGGCUCAGACUGUGGUAUCGUGAACGUGAACAUCCCUACUAACGGCGCAGAGGUUGGUGGAGCGUUCGGUGGUGAGAAGGCAACAGGGGGAGGUCGCGAGUGUGGCUCCGACAGUUGGAAGAACUACAUGCGCCGCGCCACCGUCACCGUCAACUACUCGGGUACCAUUAAACUGGCGCAGAACAUCCGCUUCGGAGACUAAUAUUAUCCAUCAGAACUACACCAUUAUCAUAACUAUAUUAAAUGAGAUAUAUAAAUGCAGAGCCAAUGUUAGACUAAUUUUACAUGAUUCUGUAACAUUCUAUAGUUGUAAACAAUAUUGUGUAAUCUGUGCCUAAUGAACGAUUUCUCUAUCGUGCACUGCACUAUAAAUUAUAACAACGCUAUAGAAUUCCAUACAUAUAUUCAUA
Molecule: messenger RNA, 1816 nt
Organism: Melitaea cinxia (Glanville fritillary)
Lineage: Eukaryota; Metazoa; Arthropoda; Insecta; Lepidoptera; Nymphalidae
Gene: Aldh7A1
Product: putative aldehyde dehydrogenase family 7 member A1 homolog
Exons: 8
Coding region: 1-1608 (535 amino acids)
Molecular function (GO): aldehyde dehydrogenase (NAD+) activity
Source: RefSeq, a predicted model, not a curated record